AUGCCAUAUGCUGAGUAUAUAUACCCGCCAUGGGCUCCUCCCAAAGCCAUAGUAGCUCUAGGGCUGAAACCAGCAAAGCCAACAGCACUGCACAGUGUAGUAGUUGCACCUAGGCGUCCGCGCGUCGUCCUAGCUAUGGAUCCAUAUCACUACCAGACCAUGUAUGACCCACGCGGCUUCCCCAUCCUCCACCCGCAGCCGUACCUCCACCACCCGGUGGCGGUGGCCGGCGCCCUCAGCGACAGCAGAGUGCGCGGCGGCGGCGGCGGCGUGCGGCGGCGUCCUGGCGCGAAGCUCUCCACGGACCCGCAGAGCGUGGCGGCGCGCGAGCGGCGGCACCGCAUCAGCGACCGCUUCCGCGUGCUCCGCAGCCUCGUCCCCGGCGGCAGCAAGAUGGACACGGUGUCCAUGCUCGAGCAGGUCAUCCACUACGUCAAGUUCCUCAAGGCGCAGAUCAGCCUGCACCAGGCCGCGCUGAUGCAGCAUGAGGAAGGGUGCCAUGCUGAGCUCGCCGCCGCCUACUCCGCUGCGGCGGUGGCUGGUGGUGACGACGAGGUGACACUCGCGUCCCACGGUCGUACCGGCGCAUGCGAUGAGGUGAUGCAGCUCCAGGUGCCGGCGGAGGAAGCUUUGAGUUAUGGUGUUGUUGCCCAUCAGCCGUACGGGCUCGAUCCCAGGCAGCUGAGUGGUGGGCACGAGCUGCCUCCGUUGCCUGCUUCUUGCAUCUUCGAUGAGGAGCCUGCAGACGCAUGCUACUCUGUGUGCGACCUCAACGACGGGGAGACUGGUCUGCCCGGCUCUUACUAG
Molecule: messenger RNA, 807 nt
Organism: Miscanthus lutarioriparius
Lineage: Eukaryota; Viridiplantae; Streptophyta; Magnoliopsida; Poales; Poaceae
Source: the annotation of a GenBank genome assembly